UUCAUUUUCGUUUUGAUACUGGUCAAACCCCAGUCAUGUUUCUACAAAAUUUUACUUUGUAUUUGUCAGGAUUUCUGGAUUUGUUUGGAGUGAGCAUGAUUUUUCCAUUGUUGUCAACACAUGUGAGAGACUUGGGAGCAUCAUCAACUUUGGUUGGUACUAUAGGUUCUAUCUAUGGAGGAAUACAGCUAAUUUCCAGUCCACUUGUAGGAAGAUGGAGUGAUGUGUCUGGUAGAAGAUUUUGUUUGUUAUGGUGCUUGUUGUUAACAGCUUCUGGCUAUGUUACACUUGCAAUAGCCUCCACAUUAACUUUUGUCAUGUUAGCAAGAAUCCUUAAUGGAUUAUUUAAGCACAGUCAAAGUUUAACCAAAUCACUGUUAGCAGAUAUAACACCUAUAGAAGAGCAGUCAGCUGUAUUAGGAACAUUUAAUGCUGCCUCUAGUUUAGGGUUCAUCGUGGGACCAUUGAUCGGUGGACAUGUAGCAGAAACUUCAAAUGGAUUCCAGAAAGUUGGAUUAUUAAGUGCUUUUGUUUUUAUAGCAAACAGUGUGUUAAUAUAUAUGUGUGUAGAAGAUCACAAGAAGACAAAUUCUGAAGAUGACAAAUUAAGGCCUGAAUUAGAAAAAUCCAGAAAGAAAGUUUCAUCAGCAGAAAACAACUUCAGUCCCAGAAUAUUCAUAGAGACAUUUCAUUCAGUUAACUGGACAAAGCUGUGGGAUCUAUUCUUAAUUAAAUUCUGCAUGGGAUUUUCAAUUAUAUUAUUAAGAAGUAACUUUUCUCUAGUAAUGAGAGAAUCUUUUCAAAUUACUCCAAAAACAAUUGGAUACUUGAUGUCUUAUUCUGGAUGUGUAUCAGCGUUUUUUGGCCUAUUGGUAGGGCAUAUUGCCAAAAUAUAUAAUAAUGAUGCCAAAUUGUUUAUGCAUAUGGCAAUAUUUCAGGUUGUUACUUUAUUCAUGUUGUCAAUCAUCCAUGAGACCUUUUGGUUGUAUGUGUUAUUUCUGACACCUCUUAGUUUUAUAACUACUGUUUCAAGAGUUGCAGGAACAAGUUUGACUAUUCAGCGAGGAGAGAGGAAAGAAAUUGGGACAUUGUUGGGUUUUAGUCAAAGUGUGAUGUCCAUAGCCAGAAUGUUAGGACCAUUUAUUUCUGGAAUAGUAUUAGAUAUAAACAAAUCUGGACCUGCUUUUAUAGGUGGUGUUGUAACAUUAAUUGCUGUUCUAAUAAUGGUUGUUCGCCCACAAGGAAUUGUAGAAAAUAGCACAAAAAUUGUGAAACCUGACUAA
Messenger RNA from Mytilus trossulus (common blue mussel), 1283 nucleotides. Its product is annotated as major facilitator superfamily domain-containing protein 9-like. The record is from RefSeq and is a predicted model, not a curated record. The transcript has 6 exons. Gene Ontology annotation, molecular function: transmembrane transporter activity. Gene Ontology annotation, cellular component: nuclear envelope. Gene Ontology annotation, biological process: transmembrane transport. NCBI's taxonomy places the organism in Eukaryota, Metazoa, Mollusca, Bivalvia, Mytilida, Mytilidae. The coding region runs from base 36 to 1283 and encodes 415 amino acids.